Medioppia subpectinata is the source of this 2658-nucleotide messenger RNA. Lineage: Eukaryota; Metazoa; Arthropoda; Arachnida; Sarcoptiformes; Oppiidae. The record is from the annotation of a GenBank genome assembly.
CUCCGGGGUUUGGCACAACCCAUAAGAAACCUGUUGGCCUAUACGGGCACCGCAUUUACCGACAAACAUUAUGAGACCGGUCCGGACGCUGAAACAUUUCACGGUCCAUGGUUCAAAGAGAAAUUCACCCUGGGUCUGGACUUUCCCAACGUACCAUACUACAUUGAUGGCGACUUAAAAAUAAGCCAAAGCCACGCCAUUAUGCGAUACCUGGCCCGUCGACACGGGUUGGUGGCCACCGACGAGACCGGACUCGUGCGCCAGGAUAUGACUGAACAACAGUUGGCGGACAUAAGAAUGGGUUUUUAUAUGGGAUUUGCGUAUAAUUUUGUCGGUGAUUUGGCCGACAAUAAGGCAAAGUUUCUCAACGAGACUCUACCGCCACAGUUGGCCCAAUUGUCCCAAUUUUUGGGGGACAACCAGUGGUUUACCGGACGUAACAUCAAUUAUGUAGACUUCUUGGCGUAUGAAAUGCUGGAUUGGCUGCGGCUGUUGAACGCCGAUAGUGUCCGCAAAUACGAUAAUUUGUGGCAAUAUUUGUAUAGAUUUGAGAGUUUGCCGCAAAUUAGCGCUCACAUGAAAUCAUCGGGUUUUAGACGUUUGCCAAUAACGGCCACAUUUGCAAAGUGGGGAGGGGAGGCGUUCAAUCUGCGCGGAAGGGCUCAACCCAUACGAACACUGUUGGCCUAUACGGGCACCGCGUUUACCGACAAACUAUAUGACAGCGGUCCGGACGCGGCCACGUUUUGCGAUCCUUGGUUUAAAGAAAAAUUCACCCUGGGCCUCGACUUUCCCAACGUACCAUACUACAUUGAUGGCGAUCUUAAACUAACCCACAGUAACGCCAUUAUGCGAUACCUGGCCCGUCGGCACGGGUUGGUGGCCACCGACGAGACCGGACUCGUGCGCCAGGAUAUGGUGGAGAACCAGUUGGCAGACAUAAGAAUGGGUUUUUAUAUGGGAUUGACGUAUAAUUUUGUCGGUGAUUUUGCCGACAAUAAGGCAAAGUUUCUCAACGAGACUCUACCGCCACAGUUGGCCCAAUUGUCCCGCUUUUUGGGGGACAACCAGUGGUUUACCGGACAUGACAUCAAUUAUGUAGACUUCUUGGCGUAUGAAAUGCUGGAUUGGCUGCGGCUGUUGAACGCCGAGAGUGUCCGCAAAUACGAUAAUUUGUGGCAAUAUUUGCAUAGAUUUGAAAGUUUGCCGCAAAUUAGCGCUUAUAUAAAAUCAUCGGGGUUUAGACGUUCACCGAUAACCGCCUCAAUGGCCACGUGGGGCGGCGACGAGGCUCAACCCAUACGAACACUGUUGGCCUAUACGGGCACCGCAUUUACCGACAAACAAUAUGACAACGGUCCGGACGCGGCCACGUUUUGUGGUCCUUGGUUCAAAGAAAAAUUUACCCUGGGUCUGGAUUUUCCCAACGUACCAUACUACAUUGAUGGCGAUCUUAAACUAACCCACAGUAACGCCAUUAUGCGAUACCUGGCCCGUCAGCACGGGUUGGUGGCCACCGACGAGACCGGACUCGUGCGCCAGGAUAUGGUGGAGAAUCAGUUGUGGGACAUCAAGAAUGGCUUUUACAUGGGAUUUGCGUAUAAUUUUACCGGUGAUGUCGCUGACAACAAAGCCAAACUUAUCAACGAGACUUUGCCGCCACAGUUGGCCGAAUUGUCCCGCUUUUUGGGGGACAACCAGUGGUUUACCGGACGUAACAUUAAUUAUUACGAGUACGGCAAAGACGCGGUCACUUUUCGCGAUUAUUGGUUGAAAGAGAAAUUCACCCUGGGCCUCGACUUUCCAAACUUACCAUAUUACAUGGAUGGCGAUCUGAAAAUAAGUCAGAGUAACGCAAUUUUACGACAUGUGGGUCGCAAACAUGGGUUAGUGGCCACCGAUGAGACGGGACUCGUGCGCCAGGAUAUGGCUGAGCAACAGUUGGUGGACAUAAGGUUUGGCUUUUAUAUGGGAGUGGCGUUUAAUUUUGCGGGUGAUUUGGCAACCAAUAAAGCCAAGUAUACGACAGACACUUUGCCGCAACAGUUGGCUGACUUGUCCCGGUUUUUAGGGAAUAACCAAUGGUUUACCGGACGUAACAUUAAUUUUGUAGACUUCUUGGCCGCAUAUACGGACAAACGGUACGGUAAGGGCACAGACGAAGUUACAACACGCGAUCAUUGGCUCAGCGAGAAAUUUACUCUUGGUCUGGACUUCCCCAAUGUACCAUACUACAUUGAUGGUAAUUUAAAAUUGACCCAGAGUACUGCAAUAUUGCGAUAUCUGGGUAGGAAACACGGGUUGGUGGCCACCGAUGAGACCGGACUCGUGCGCCAGGAUAUGGUGGAGCAACAGCUUAUGGACAUCAGACGUGGUUUCAAUACGGGAGUAGUGUUUAAUAUGACGGGUGAUUUGGCCGCCAAUACAGCCAACUAUAUUGCAAACACUUUACCGCCACAGUUGGCCGACUUGUCCAGCUUUUUGGGGGAUAACCAGUGGUUUACCGGACGUAACAUCAAUUAUGUAGACUUCUUGGCGUAUGAAAUACUGAAUUGGUUUCGACAGUUGACUCCCGAGACGGUCCGUAUAUACGAUAAUUUGUGGCAAUUUUUGGUGACAUUUGAAAGUUUGCCGCAAAUUAGCGCUUAUUUAAAGUGA